Molecule: messenger RNA, 7005 nt
Organism: Vollenhovia emeryi
Lineage: Eukaryota; Metazoa; Arthropoda; Insecta; Hymenoptera; Formicidae
Gene: Dsx
Exons: 8
Coding region: 1299-2234 (311 amino acids)
Biological process (GO): regulation of DNA-templated transcription
Molecular function (GO): sequence-specific DNA binding
Source: RefSeq, a predicted model, not a curated record
CUACCCCUGAUCUCCAGCGGUCUUAGUAAGUUACGGACUGCAUGCAAGUGCACAUCGAUCGUAUUGACGGCUGUCUCUCGGCUGAUCCCGACGGUGGUGUCACGGUUCGCCUCGCUAUUUUUUCCCGUCGCCACCGCACUGCGAUCUCGCGCCAGUACCUCUGGACUGUCAUCUUACGCGGCCAUCUAUAGGGACAAAUUUCGGAACUAGUUUCCGAGUUUGCGUACUUACCAACUCACGAAGAUUCGUCGACGACGGAUAAAGAAAAAAAGAACACGCGCCAAGGACGGUGAUAGAAUGGUGUGAUACGCGGAGGAAAUACGAGACUUUGUACGAAGUGCGCGUGUGCGACACGAGUGCCCGCGGUUUCGCUACCUUUUUUGAAUUUUGCGGCUACUAUUUACCUCUUGCCAGCUCGCAUCUUCGUGCUCCUAGAUCGUAUUCGCGCGUCGUAUGAAAGACGAAACAGGACAAUUUAUUAAAGGACAUACCAACAGUACUGAGAGAUAUAUAUAUGUAUCUUAUAUUUAAGCGAAUAAAAGCGGAAAAAAGGCGCGCACGGCAAGGAGGGCGAGACGAGAAAGCGAGAAAAGUGGCCAAGAGGGGAGGACUGUUCGUUUCCAGAGGCGGAGACUUCCUGCCGCGCUUUUUCCUUUCCUCUCUCCUAUUAAUUCCCUCCCGUCCCCGUCGCUUGUGUCGCGAAGAGUACCCUCGCAACGUGCGUAACGCUCGUGCACAACAAAAAUACGCGUAACGAAGUUGCCGCGAUACUUCUUGAAAGCCCGGCCACACGAGCGCGCACGUGUAACUUAUCCAGGGUGCUGCAGCCGGUCGCGGGGUAACGGACGAACUACGCGGGAAUUCUGCACGCGAGAUAUAUACGGGGAUUCUCUUCUCGAUUGCACACGCCGCGCCGAGCCGAGCCGCGCCGCGCCGGCGAAUCUCGCGUGAUUACUAGAUACAGUGUUGCUCGCGUGUGUCGAGAGCCAGUGGACCCUCGCUUGAACACCGUCAAUUUAUCCAAAGCCUUCAUUAUACGGAACAGCCACUGAGAGCCAGCCAGAGGGAGAGAAAGAGAGAAAGAGAAAGAGGGAGGCAGAUGACAGAGAAGUAGAACCAUACGGAUAGCAAUACAAAGGACUCGUAAAACGCAACUUUAUACAAGACAACGAAUAUAAUAAUCGUCAUUAUCCUACGAGACCAUCGGAAUCAGACCUCGACAAGAGAUCGUUACAAUCAUUGAUAAGAAAAUAAAAAUCAGCUAUCUAUAUUAAUAUUAAAAAGUUUCUGCGAACGCCAUGAGUAACAAGAAAGUGAGUAAAUCUACGUCAACCGAAACUAAAAGUGAUCGAUUGUCACCGAAAUGUGGGCGAUGCUACGUUCAUAAAAAGAUCGUUGCGCUCAAGGGACAUAAGAGAUACUGCCAAUUCCAAAACUGCUAUUGUACGGCCUGCUUUUAUUUUCUGCGGCAACAGAGAUUAUCGGCAGACAAGAUAGCUAUGAAAAGAGCGUGUGAUUUGAGUAGGGAGAAAAAGCUACAUCCUGACGAGGUGAUGCCAUUGGACAUAUCGCCAUUACCAGCACCUUUACUUUUUACCAAGUACGCAAAGCUAUGCAGUGCCCAACAGACGGACAAGUGUGACGGAGCAGAAAGCUGUAAAAAUGUAUGCAGUGCCCAACAGCCGGACAAGUGUGACGGAGCAGAAGGGUGUAAAAAUGGUGACCUACGCAGUUUACUACAAUAUACUUGGAAGGAGAUGCAAAAUUCUCACACGGUCUGGUAUAUUCCUACAAAGGUAUGGCAGAUCUUCUCCAUCCUCGUCAAAUAUGUCUACGACUUAAACGCGGGAAUUAAAUAUGCUGACCAUUUGGAAUCUACUAAAAUUGGCAUCUUCCGAGUCAUUCAUGAAGAUCGAAUGCCAAUCGUUGUCAAUCAGAUGACAUGUCAACAGGCGGCAUGCUGGUAUUUCUCGCCACCGACGGUCCUGAGAACAGACGAGGGAAUAAGAUCACCAGAGUAUCCAUUCCACAAUUUACCAUUUUGGCCCUCCACCUCCCUAUCAAUGUUUCCGACAAGUACGUCUUCUUUAUCCGAAAGUUUACUUAAACCCUCUAUUGAACCGUUUCCUGAACGAUCUACUAAACCUUUUACUGAUCCUUCUGUUGAACCUUCUACUGAACUUUCUGCUGAUCCUUCUACCGACUCUUCUACCGAAUCUUCUACAUAUUAUUGAUCGAUCGCUGACAAUCAGUGAAGUAAAUCGACGAAGGAAACAUGUUGAAUCCAAAGAAAAUCACGUCGCCUCCGGAAUGAUAGAACGGCUGUCGGGAGCAUUGGACCUGAACGAUCAUCGCCAACUCGUUUCGGAUAUCGCUUCGCGAGGUGUGUGGUCAACGCUGCUACAUACCCAGUGGACCGAGCAAAUCGCAGUCAGUUGCAAGAGCCGAGGAACUCGGUGGAAAAGUCGCGAGAAAGUCGUCGUGUCGGUUUCGCGAGAUGUUCCGAGAUGUUUUCGGUCCUUUGAUCAAUCGUAAUCGCAGUUUCUCGUGAGGAAACAAAAGCUCCGGCAAAGUUUCCGACGAAACGAUUGCUCUCUACGAGUAAUCUCGCGAUAUUUUACGACGAUAGUUGGACCGUCAAUAGACCAACGUGAUCGGCAAGACCCGCAGAGCUUAAGGGCCUAAGCACACGAAAAAAACUUGAGGCAAUAAGACUUAAUACAUAAGGGAAGUGACCAGUGACAGUCGCAAACGUAAGCAGCCAUUUUGAAACUUGAGCAACGCUAAAAAUUUCGAUUGGCUGAAAUUCCCUUCUUACUGCUUAGGUGAGAAGACUUAAGAAUUUUUCUUUCGCGUGUGUUUGGGUUUUGGACUCGAUCCAUUUCCGGUCACUCGCGUUUCUCUUGGAGACUGGGUUGUAUGUACAUGAUCGUUACGCGCGGAUCUUAGUUUCGGGCGGAGCAAAAUCGACGGAGCCUGAUAUUACGUAUCAGACGAGACAGUUCUCGCGAGGCGAGCUCGAUUAAGUAGGAUCCCGGAGAACGGGAACGUUGCGACAUGCCGCUUCUGUCUCCCCUCGAUCCAGCCUUGUUCGGCGAGUUCCUCCUCGUGCGUCCGCCCAUUUUAAAUUCAGUGCGAUAACGUGAUGGCAAGAUGCAAAAGCAGCGGGCAAGCUCCCGCUGCGUAGAGAGUAAGCGUGACAGGCGUCGAGAAGGAUCACUGAAGAAUUCGAACGACGGUUUUUACUCGCUGGCUCUCCCCAACAACGCGUAUAGGCAAUUUCGCGCGUGGAAAACCGGACACUGGAUGGCAGCGGUGACCGCGCAUGCAAACGAGACGCUGGCCGAAUUAAUCAAUGGACUUUACUGAUUUUGACGCUUUCUGCUUUAUUCAUAUAUAUUGCAUACAUUUUGACUACUGCAAACGCAUUUUUUCCCCCGAUUUCUCGUUAAAUGUUACUGGAAGGUGCGAAACUCGCAUUUACGCACGAUUAAACAUAUAUAUUCGAGUAAGCCAUCCAGAUUUCAUCGAUUAUGUAAUACUUAAAAUCUGUUUGAUAGAUUUAAAAGUUUUUCAUACAAAAUCUGUUUAUCCCUCAAAGGCGCAGUAAAAAUACCUCUUUCCAAGCUAUAUCCACGCAAAUCGUACUUGUCCAAUGUUCAAGAACAGAUACGUAACAUCCCUUUACGUCUAAUGUAAAACAUGUGUCAUUUUCAAGCAGCUAUUAACGUGAGUAAAUCAAUAAUCCUGGUGAUGUGUGAAAAGCAUUAAUCUUGGAAUACCGUGAAUUAAUCCGAUCCGUAUAAUAAAAUUCUUAUCGUGGCGAAUUAUCAGCCGCCAUUCUUUGAAAAUUAAAAUUUUUCGAACGAAGGCGAACGCAUCUGCGCGUAUAAUCGCAAAAUCGGCGGAUGUGUCAGUCGUGCGGUGCGGUGCAAUAAGAUAACCGCUCAAAAACUGGUCGCUCCAGCUCGCGGCAAAUUAAUUUACAAAUAAGAGCACCGAAAAACACUGUCCCUUCGAUGCAGUCUCAUUCUCUUCUGCUUGCUCCUUUUCUCGACGCUUCUCUUCCGUCCCUCCUGCUUCGCGCGAAACACGUUUAUACUUAAUUACUCGUUUCCGUAAAUGAAUUUGCGUUUUAAUAAUGAUUAUAUGCACCGUGCUGCGUCAGAUUUAUCAUCGUCCUCUCGCUUAAUUUGUAACUUGGGAAUUAAUUUGCAUAUUAACUGAGCUUUUAUGGACGAGAUCGCACUUGAAAGUUUUGUUUAAAGCUUCUUUCUAUUCGUACAUAUAGGUGCGUUAUGUCGUUUAGAGGAACUUUCUGUUUCUUGCUUAAUUAGUGUAGUAAGAUUAGAAAUUUAGCUAUAAUUAAUUCAAUAGUAACACAAGCCCACACACAAUACACGAUUAGUUUAUCAUCUCAUUAUAUAUCGAACUAGGUGUUCAUCAGAUAUUCCAACAGGCUUGCAUCUGCUUAAAAAAACACCGUUCUACUUUCGCCUUACGGAUGACUGAAUCGCGAGGAGAAAUUCUCACUAACACCAAAACGACGGCUCCGGACGAUUGACUUUUAAUUAACCAUCGCACGGCAUUACACGAAAUGCACGCACUUCGUGCGAGCCUUGUUACAUGUGAGACGCGCGUCAGAUGUCCGUACGAAGACGACAUACACAGCAACCAAUCGGGUGGCAGUGGUCGAUAUCCUAUAAUUUUCGGCAUCCUGGUGUUUAUUACUGUAACCCGCAAUUUCAGUUCAAGUUGAGCUCGCCACGUACGUCGCUGUACGUAAAAUGCGUAAAUUGCGAUCGCUUUAUCAUCUGAAAGCAUCCGACGGGGAAACGGGGUGAACGGGCAAAUCGAAUUACACGACGUGACCUGUUGCAUUUGAUACAGCAGGAGAGCGUUCUAUUCUUCCGCACAGAGAUUCGCCAGCCUCGAAAGUUAAAUUCGAUCAAACGAUAUUCAUAGCGCUUCCGUGAAACUUAGAAUCACGAAGCGUCAACGUAAUGGUCCCCGUAAACGGCGUGCGUUACACUCACGUCCGUUAGCGUGCAUGUGAAACAUGUGUUCAUGGUGGAUCGCAUGCGUCUGCACGCACACGUAUCACCUUGGCCAGGUAUGUUCGCAUGUUCUGCACAGUAUCGUGCACAACGUUGAAUUAUUUGACCUUCUAGAAAAACGGAAGGACUCGUCUAUAAUUUUCCAAUGGUCUCUGUUGCCAGAGAAACUGACGGAAAUUCGUAUCUCUCACAAGCAAUUACGAUUAGACCGUCGGAUUACCAAUUAAAUUACAGUGAGAUAUCUAUUUUAUUUUGACGAUUUCUCUUUUCGUAAGUAAAGUAUUCGAGGAAUUCAAGAGUGAAAGCGGAACCUUAACUUAGUUCUCACUCGGUAAUUUUAUUAAUUAAAAUUCUAUUUUUAUCUAACGAACUUUCGCCGUGAUGUCACGCACGUCUUGUACUUCGAAUAUUAUAAUGUCCACACGUAUCGCUGAGAUAAUCCCUAAUAUUUGUCGGCCGUUUAAUGCACUUUGCUAAGGUACACCAUUUUAGAGAUUCGACAAUUUCAACACGCGAGCGUGAGAUGUUAUGCUCGUAGCAGAUUCGCUCGACCUUGCGAAUUUUACAUAUUGUCGCCAUACUUUUUUAAGCAAUAACUUUGAAGUGUAAUCGUAAUAUAAUCUAUUUUGUAAGUGUAUUUGUUAGAGGCACACGUCCUUUCACUUUAGAUAGAAACAUUAUUGCGCGUAUGAAUAAAUGCGCAAACGUUCGCGUCUGAGCGAGUGACGGAGUAUCAGAUUAUUGGUGUCAAUAAUGACGAUUAAUUCAGUUUUUAUAACGUACGUGGUAACUAUCUUUCUUUUUAAUCAUAAGUACUUAUUGAGGGACUUAUUCGCGAAUAAUUUUCCGUGAAGGCAGCUCUCUAACAAGAAGUAGUUAUUACUUGCUGUUCUCUUUCCUUUUCCUGAGGGUCGCUCGUUUCAGCUGAAACGAUCGAUGGAGGGAUAGUGUGUUUGAUAUUUGACGUGUAUAUUCUAAUAGGAUACUUUCUAACACAAGGAAGGUCAUAAGUUCUCUCGGUUGUGAGCUCGGUUGUGAAAAAAGAGCUCUCUUGCGAAAUGCGGAGUGCACGUUCUCCAAUCGAGAAGACUCUUCUCAGUGUUAUUUUACACCUUAUAAGAUUUUCUUUUGUUGGAAAAAUCGUAAUAGACACCGUUUUCUAGUAAUCGACUAUGGAUACGUCCCGUUUAACGCUCGUAACGCUCUUGGAAUCAUUUUAUCCUUGUCGUUUGGCAAAAGGAUAAACGAGCGUUAUCGUUAUGAGCGAUAAACGGGACGCACCUUAUGUAUUACAUUGAACUCUUUAUCUAAACAUUUUAUCUAAACUAAAUUAUGUAUGCGUUGUAAGGCAGUUGCAAAGUUAUCCUUGUAUGAAUAUUGUUGCUUGGGCCGUCCAAGAUCUAAUGAGGCGAAUACGCAAUUCUCGAACUACGUAAAAAACUAGAAAAAAACAUACACCGGCACUUAUAUCCCACAUGAAGCGUUGAUCUAUACGCGAAAUCGUUAGAUGAUGAAAUCGAUAGCGAUCGAGGUUUCGUGUCUUUAUUUUUGUGGCUCACGUCGAAGUCGAACGAGUCAGACAUUGCUACGGUAUGAAAAGUAUGAAACUUUGCAGAUCAUUUUUAUUUAACGGAUCGUGACCAGUGUUUGAAUUAAGAAAAGGAACAGGUAUCUGUAAUACUUAAUACGACCUAUUUACCUACAUGUUUCUAUUAAAUUUGGCUAUUAUAAUUAUUUGUCCAACGAUUGGUAGAGAAAGAUGUUGAAAACAAGUGCAAUAAUCAAGACGACCGUAGGAUGAGAAAGGACGAUGAUUAUAAUAUUACGAAAAUGUAAGGGUAGCUUUGCAUGGAGGAAAAUAAGGAAGCGAAAUAUGGAGCGUACGCGUAUUAUUGUCUAUUAAGUGUUACGUUAUAUAAAUAAAACAGUAACGCUAUAUAUAAUCACA